This is a messenger RNA of Neurospora tetraspora, 1467 nucleotides long. RefSeq lists its product as uncharacterized. NCBI's taxonomy places the organism in Eukaryota, Fungi, Ascomycota, Sordariomycetes, Sordariales, Sordariaceae. Bases 308 to 1270 code for a protein of 320 amino acids. The record is from RefSeq and is a predicted model, not a curated record. The transcript has 2 exons.
AACAUAUUUCGUCGAACAGGUCUAGAUUCAUAUAUCCAUCUUUGUUUUCUGUCCGACUUGUGGUUUUGCUCUCUCUUUCUCUUAUCCCUCAAUUUUGACACUUCAAUCCAUGGUCUAGCGUCUAGCUGGUUUUGUUCGAUCGCUUCUUUCUCUUUCUCUCCCGAGUGCUUGCACUCCGUUCUUUUCGUUACUGCUGGACAGUUUGCUUUGCCGUUAAUUUCGUUAUACCCCUUUGGUUUCCUUGGAAUCUCUCGUUUGGAUCACGUUCGCAUCCCGAUCACGAGUUGAAACGAAAGAACAAGUCAUAAUGCAGUACUCAGCCAGAAACCUCGCGGCCUGUCUCCUGGCCAUCUAUACUCACGAGACUCUCGCCAGACCACAAGCUAUUCCAUUUCAGAGCUCCAACGUGAGCAGCGAGACGACUGUUCCCAUUGCGACAUCUGCCGAAACACCAGUGUCUCUGAGACCUCUUGCUGGCCUUGCUUCGUCGGCCGUGGGUGAGGCAGCUACCUUGGUUACCACAACCAGUGAGCUUAUCCCUCUUAUUCCACAGACAUCAACGACCGCCGGAGCGUCAGUGGUGUCUCAGGUGCAGUCCACCGAAGUGACUUCAGCUGCCACAGCAACACUCAAUUCAUCGAGCCUUAUCGCCUCGAACACUGCCGUUGCUGAGGACUCAGCGUUCCCUAGCUCCGUCGCACUCGAGACGACAGCGACCGAGCCAUCCACAACUGAGACAGCCACGGCCGACGCGACAUCGACCUCGGCUACCAGCGGAUUCCUCGCCUCAGUUGUUAUCGAGUCUUCCACCAGCGCUAGUUCCGCAGUCGCAGAGACAUCCAGAGCCGCGAUAACCUCCCGCCCGUCCGGUUUCUUCCCCAUCACAAACGGCACUGCUCCAGGAGCCAGCGGAGUGGCCGGAGGAAAGCCACACGGAACUGGCGCUGCCCAUCAAUCACUGGUCACUGGUAUCUCCAGUCCAUCUGGUUCCGGUGGCCUUAAAUUUGGUAACUCGACACAGACUUCAGGGCUAUCAUCUGCAGUGCCAACCAGCAAAGGCGGUUCUAGCCUUACAACUUUGACUACCGUCUCGGAUGGAAUAACCCAAACGCUGGUAACGGCUAUCGCGGCACAGACGUCAGGCGUUGCUCGGAAUGCGUCGACUACCGCGACCACUGGAUCAAACUCAGGAGCCGGGCGGCCCAUGGAUAUGGUGGGUGGUGCUUUGGUCGCAGGUGCGGCGGGAAUGCUGGGGAUGAUGUUGCUUUGAGCAGGCAAUCGGCGUAGGCUCAGGUAGCGUUACGAUUCAGUAGCAAUUGAAAAGAAAUAUUGUCAAUAAUGAAUAAAAGAAUUCAAGACACUUUGAAUUGUAAGUCUUGAGAAAAGCGAAACAUGUUACAUGAAGUACGCGCAGAGGCGUGAUGUCAAGUUGUCAACUGCUAAAGUGCAAGUGCCCGGAUGAAGUUG